UUAUUUCCUCGUGUGUUGUUUGCAGUAUUGUAUAGAAGCCCUUGUUGGAGACCUGUCUGGUAAUUAUGGAGUUAAUUGUAAGGGCCAGCUAGUUAACGCUUCCAAGCCUGGAACAUUCACGAGUUGUCAGUGUAGCACUUGGUUGGGUUGUCCCCUGUGCUAGUACAAAUACAGUGGUUGUCAUGCCCUAAAACAAAUGUCAAGUCAUUGGUAAUUCCUGCUGCACAUUCCAUAUGAUCUAAUGCUAAACUCUGCCUGUGAUGUCAGUGUUUCUGCAUGGGAGGGGGUUAACCAUAAAUCUUAAGCUGCACUGCUUUCAGGGGUAGAUAUAUCCCGGGAGUAGCGUUGUCUUGUAUUUAUAAAUAAUAUAUGCCGAGUUUCUAUUGUAUUCAUGCCUGGAUAUAGAAAAGUUGGUGUUUUUGUUGUGUCUGAAUGUGUUGUGGUGCCUGAUUUUGUGUUUUUGCAUCCAUGCCAUGGUUUCUCCUAUGCCUCAGCUGUUUGAUACAGCCUCUCACAGGAGUCAGUACCACCCGUGCCUGGAUACACGAGGCAGAGAAAUAGGAAGGGGGUGAGCAGCACAUCCAGCCUUCUAUUUAGUGUUUUUUUUCUUCAUUCGAUCCUAAUAUCCAGCCUUAUCCUAGCUAUUGUCCUUGAUGUCUAGUGGCAGUGAAACAGAAACAUCAGUCAUAAAAGGAGAAACAGAGAGAGGGGAGGAAUAAUGUUCCCUUUUAUUCGUCCUUCAGUGUAAGACGUUAGUAAUCACUUUGCUCUGGAUUCUAUAAAGAAUUCAAUCCAGUGAGUAAUAUCUGUUUGCAGCUUAAACAUGCCUUUAAUGGCUGGUAUGAAGAGCCUGCUGAUGCAGUGGUGUGAGUGUGUGCAAGUGUGAUGCAGAAUAGUCAGCAUUCCGCUUCUGAAGCUGCUCUGCCUUCCGCUCUGCUUUGCAACCAUAGAUUGUUCCAACACAUGCAGAUAUUGCUUGCGUCUUUAUCGUGCCUGGGGAUGUUGCUGAAUUACCUCUGAAGGGAGUCAAAGGCUGGGAAAGGCAUCAAUCUGAGGAAGGUACAAGUCACUAAAGCUUCCUAUGGAAAAGGGAUGCUGCCGAUGAGGACUGUUACAGCAAGGAAUGUAUCCCAAGAAAUCUGACGAAUCAAUCUACCGUCGAGGGGCCAGAAGAUGGAGGAAACUGUACCGAGUGAAUGGACAUCUCUUUCAAGCCAAACGCUUUAACAGAAAAGCCUACUGCGGCCAGUGCAGUGAAAGGAUAUGGGGUCUUGGAAGGCAAGGCUACAAGUGUAUCAACUGCAAACUGCUGGUCCAUAAACGCUGUCAUAUAUUAGUCCCACUGACCUGUAAAAAGCAUAUGGAUUUGGUCAUGCCGUUCCAGGAUCCGCAAGUAGAUGACAAAAGUGACGAAGUUGAUCCUCCUUCUGAAGAAAUUGAUGAAAUUUCCAUUAUCACGCCAAGAAAACAUGAGAAUCGCAAGGAUGGAUCUGAGGACCUUAAAACGGUCAUUGACGGAUUGGACGGGAUCAAGAUCUCCCAGGGAUUAGGACUACAAGACUUCGAAUUUAUAAGGGUGAUUGGAAGGGGAAGCUAUGCCAAAGUACUUCUGGUGCGCUUAAAAAAGAAUGACCAAACUUAUGCUAUGAAAGUAGUGAAGAAAGAGCUUGUACAUGAUGAUGAGGACAUUGACUGGGUGCAGACGGAGAAGCAUGUAUUUGAACAAGCCUCCAGUAACCCUUUUUUAGUAGGCCUUCACUCCUGCUUUCAGACGCCGAGCCGGCUGUUUUUAGUUAUAGAAUAUGUGAACGGAGGUGACCUCAUGUUUCAUAUGCAACGACAAAGAAAACUUCCUGAGGAGCACUCCAGGUUUUAUGCUGCUGAGAUCUGUAUUGCUUUGAAUUUCCUGCAUGAAAAGGGAAUCAUCUACAGGGAUCUAAAGUUAGACAAUGUUCUUCUAGAUGCUGAUGGUCAUAUCAAGCUAACAGAUUAUGGCAUGUGUAAGGAGGGGCUAGGGCCAGGAGACACCACUAGCACUUUCUGUGGCACUCCAAAUUACAUUGCUCCAGAGAUCCUACGGGGAGAAGAAUAUGGCUUCAGUGUGGAUUGGUGGGCUCUGGGGGUGCUCAUGUUCGAGAUGAUGGCUGGACGGUCUCCUUUUGACAUAAUUACAGACAAUCCAGAUAUGAACACAGAAGAUUAUCUAUUCCAAGUAAUUCUUGAAAAGCCAAUUCGGAUUCCAAGGUUCCUCUCUGUGAAAGCUUCCCAUGUCUUAAAGGGAUUUUUAAACAAGGAUCCAAAAGAAAGACUUGGGUGCCAGCCUCAAACUGGAUUCUCUGAUAUUAAGUCACAUACCUUUUUCCGCAGCAUAGACUGGGAUAUGCUGGAGAAGAAGCAAGUCGUCCCUCCAUUCAAACCUCAGAUAACUGAUGAUUAUGGGCUGGAAAACUUUGACACUCAGUUCACCAGUGAGCCCGUACAGCUUACCCCCGAUGAUGAAGAAACAAUAAAACGAAUAGACCAGUCGGAGUUUGAAGGCUUUGAAUACAUUAACCCAUUGUUGCUUUCUUCAGAGGAGACUGUAUGAAGGACUGGAAUCUCUAUGGACAAAUCAUGCGAUUGAUCCUGAACUUGUAUCCUUAACUACAGUAUAUGCAUGCAAGGCUGGAAACUAAUGCAGGGUUGUGAAUAAAAGGCCAGUUCUACAAGAUUUGCUGCUGCUGAAAUUCCAUAAUGAAGGCAAAGUGUCUCUGGGCUGUAGCUGGCACCCUUUUCUGACACCUCUGGCUAUAUAUAACACAGUAGAUCCAUUUUCUUGUGCCUGCCUCGUGACGGUUCCGCUGUAUCUGCCAAUUAAUUUAGCUGUUGUGCAUAGAGGAACGCUUCAUUUUAGGCAAUCCGAUAAGCAAAUUGCUUCCUCUAGAGAAAUGUGCUUCAGCCAAUGGAACCAGAGGAAGAGUUGGGGGGGCAAGAAAGAUACAACAAUGAAGCCUUCUCCUCCCGUCCCUAGUAUGGCAGUUGUACAUCUGAUAUGUAUGGGACACUGUUUUGUUGUUUCUUUGGGGGGGGGGACGCUUAAGAUUUAUGCAGUUUACAGACUUGAUAGAAUUGAUAUAAUGGGAAUUCUAUAUAAAAUAUUUGCACUGGAGAAGGUCCCAGGCACAGAAUAUAUGCGUGGAGAAAGUCAAUAUUCAUCACAUUGGAAAGCUCGAGUCUAAAUCAGCAAUAUUGCACUUACUAAAAAAAGAUUAUGUCACAAAUUGGGUUCAGCAAAGGGAAUAAGCAACCAAACGAAGUUGUUGGAAUGAAAAAAGAAAAAAAAAAACAAUUUGCACA
Messenger RNA from Xenopus laevis (African clawed frog), 3336 nucleotides. It is a transcript of the gene prkcz.S, whose product is annotated as protein kinase C zeta S homeolog. Lineage: Eukaryota; Metazoa; Chordata; Amphibia; Anura; Pipidae. The transcript is spliced from 15 exons. Bases 1124 to 2587 code for a protein of 487 amino acids. The record is from RefSeq and is a predicted model, not a curated record. Gene Ontology annotation, molecular function: diacylglycerol-dependent serine/threonine kinase activity; diacylglycerol binding; nucleotide binding.